GUCGUAGGUCUCACGGGAGGCAUCGCGACCGGCAAGUCCACCGUCUCCGCGCUGCUCGCCGCGCGCGCCAUCCCCGUCGUCGACGCGGACGUCAUCGCGCGCGAGGUCGUGCGCCCGGGCACGCGCGUGUACGCCCAGAUCGUCGCCGCGUUCGGGCGCGAGAUCCUGCAGCCCGACGGGUACCUCGACCGCUCGAAGCUCGGCGCGCUCGUGUUCGCGGACGAGGCGCGCCGGCGCACGCUCAACGCCAUCGUGCACCCCGCCGUGCGCCGCGCGAUGGCCUGGCAGGUCGCAAAGUGCUGGCUGCGCGGCGAGCGCGUGUGCGUCCUCGACGUCCCGCUCCUGAUCGAGUCCGGGAUCUGGCUCUGGGUGGGCAAAGUCGUCGUCGUGUACUGCUCUACAGAGAUCCAGCUCCAGCGCCUCAUGCAGCGCGACGGCUCCACGCGCGAGGCCGCCUCGGCGCGGCUCGGCGCGCAGCUGCCCAUCGCCGACAAGCUCGCGUACGCCGACCACGUGCUGGACAACUCUGGCGGGCCGCGCGAGCUCGAGCAGCAGGUCGACGGGUUUGUGCGGCGCCUGCAGCGCGACGUCGGCUGGGCGUGGCGCGUGAACUGGCUCGUUCCGCCGCUCGGGCUGCUGGCUGGGCUCUCGGUGCUGCUGUGGAGGCGCGUGCGGCGCGCGAGGAAGCCGGGGCGGAGACGCGCGGCGUCGUGA
Messenger RNA from Heterobasidion irregulare TC 32-1, 714 nucleotides. RefSeq lists its product as uncharacterized. Lineage: Eukaryota; Fungi; Basidiomycota; Agaricomycetes; Russulales; Bondarzewiaceae. The transcript is spliced from 2 exons. Gene Ontology annotation, molecular function: dephospho-CoA kinase activity; ATP binding. Gene Ontology annotation, biological process: coenzyme A biosynthetic process. The annotation marks the transcript as partial. The record is from RefSeq and is a predicted model, not a curated record.